This is a messenger RNA of Amoebophrya sp. A25, 309 nucleotides long. The record is from the annotation of a GenBank genome assembly. Lineage: Eukaryota; Dinophyceae; Syndiniales; Amoebophryaceae.
CGGGGCAGUGAACCACGUGUUUCGUCUGGAAGAAAUGGCUCUUGUGGUCCGAAUGACUCAGGAGGAAGUACACCGCAACAUGCUCCUCCCACAGCAGCUGCAGGAGCUGCUGAUCUCGACGCGAAGCAUGGACCCGAUAUGCAUCUGAGUUCUUGUGGCCGCUUUGUCAUCCCGAAACUGUUUAGACCUUUGCCAAAGCCGCGUGGCCUGUGGAGUGCAGAGGGUAGCCGGCAGAGUCCAGAAACAAGAGGACAGCGUGGACGCCGUGGAGGCGCCGGACAUCAGCCACUACGCUACGUACCUGUCGUG